UUUUUUAAAUAAAUGGAGGCUGCCUAGUUUUAACUUGCAUAAGGAAAAGAUGAGAAGAACAGUGCUUAGCAUAUGCACAUAUCCCAGACAAACGAAUACUUGCCCCAAAUCAGGGAGGGCAAGAAGCUUAUUUCAACCCAGGCUAGGAAGUAUACUGGCACUGCAGUAUGCAGCACAGUUAUACUGACAGCAGGGUGAGCCCUGUGACAGUGUUUAUUACUCAAGCUAAGAUGGAGAAAAAGUGCUCUUUUAGGAGAGAGAAAUGCAUUUUGUGCCUCAGCUAGUGCCAAACAGUGAUUUUUGCAUCACCUCCGUGCUACUCAGAUUUGCAUUAACUGCUCUUUGCUUUAGUGAUCAUUACAAUAGUAGCAGUGAUUUGGGUAUUUGUGUUAUCUCAACUGCUCAGUGUACUUACUGCACUGCCUCCUCUCUUAAUGGUUUGCAUUACUGGGUCUGCUCAUGCAGUCCUGGGAUGAUGCUGAUGUUGGAAUAUCUGUUCUGCAUGAGUCCCUGAGUGUAGAAAUAAGCUGGAAGAGGUUUUAGGGUAGAAUUGGCUAAAUCGUGACACCAGUUACAAUGAGCGGCGUUUUUAAAACACUUCUUGGGUAUUUCUGUGGAAGAAAAUAAUUUCUCAGAGUUUCUGCAUGUUAGGAGAAGCAUAACUGCAUCCUUUUACUGAAUGGGUUUAUUCCUGUGCUUCACUUACAAAAAGGAGUUACAAAAUUUCGCAUACCAAAAAUUUCCAAGAAGACAGCUGUCAGGGGGUGACAUGUCAGAUAUGAAGUGGCUCUCCAGCUGGUCCCUGUCUGCAUGCUGGGAAGGCAUGUGGAGACAUUUUUUCAAUUGCUGUACUAGUUUGACACAUUCACAGUGGAAAAUGAUGUAUCAUUCUUGAGCCUUUGGUUGGUGGACACUUCAAAGUGCACUGGAUCCUCAGAGAGGAGUGCCCUAUUGUUAAUUGUUCCUUUCACAUGUACAUUGGGAUGAACAUGGUGAGAGCAGUGAGGAACAAAAGGGCUCCGGUGGUCUCUUAGGGAAAACCCUGUGCAGCUCAACCUGAGUCUGACCUUGAAAGGGUGGGUUGCUCUGCUUCUUAAAUCCUGCUUGCUGGUUCAUUCCUCUUCAGCUCCCUGCCGUUUCCCAGCUGCAGGAGAAAGGGAUGCUGGAAUGGCAAGUGUGGUGAGGCACGGGAAGCUGCCACGUGGUGGCCAAGGAGCUGUGACCAGGGCAAGUGGCCCUCCUGGAAGGCACAGGCUUAGAUGGACACUAGGAGAGAGCUUCCCCAUACACACAGCCAUAAAUCCUCUAUCUUUCCUGUAAAUCUAUAAUUGGAUAUUGGACUCACAGUAUGUGACAUGAGUUUCUUAGGCCUCUGAGGACAUGGUUCAUUAACACCCUGAGAUGUUAAUGAAUGUGCUACCAGGCACCUGUCCCACAUCUCUCUUUUUAUCUUCCUUCCCUGGACACACCACUUGGGGAUAAGUGUACAUGUUGUCCAGAGUGUGGUCAAAUGCUCUAACACAGCAGGAAAUUUGUUCCUUCAAACAGAGAUGUGAACCCUUGAUGUGCAUCUUGUCAAAUGUGCUAGAAAACACUUCUCUGUAAACUCAGCUGCAGAAGAAGGACCUGUGUCAAGUCACAAAGAGGCCAGGCCCCAGCUAGUGUAUCCCAAAAUAGAUGCUUGAGCAGGUGACUGGAAACUCUCCCCACUGAAGAUCUUACUGGAGAAGAUUGCACGUAGACAUGUGUCAUGAUGGUGUGAGGCAGAUGAUGGAAAGUUAGCUGCACUAGGUCUCCUGGGGAGGAGCUGCUUUUGGAAUAGAAACUGGGAGGAGAUAAGCACCAGUGCCUCCAGCACUGUAAGUAAGGGCAAAGCUGCUCCUCACUCUGCCAAUAUAAUCCCGUCUCAGAUAGCACAGAGGUACCCUCAAGGCUUUCUGCCUUGCCAUCACAUUGCAACCCACUGCAGUAGUGCAAAGGCUCUGUAGCAUCUUCUGCUGUGCAGUGUCCUGGCCCAAGGUCUCCCCAGAUCUGCAGCACCUGAAUGCUGGCACUGAAAUAUACAGCUUGGGUUGGACUGGGAAAAAUGGUGUGAAAAUGGGGUGGCAGCGCUGAGCACACUGGCAUAGGAAGACUUGAGGAGUCCUCAGCCCAGCAUACAGUGGUACAGUCUAGAUCUUGUCCUUCUCUAAAGAAAACUGGACUAAAAGAAAUAAAUGCAAAAUGUUGCAUUUUUCAGCUCUCAGACCUUUGGUGCCUUAUGUUAGCAAAGAAGACUUUACUUGCAAAAUGAAAGGUAGCUGGGACUUCAGUCCCUGCUUUCCCAGGCCUGGCAGCCUCUCCCUGGCUGUAGGCAUGCUUAGCCUGCCACUGUCCCUCUCCUCCCAUCCCUGGGAUGCUGCAGGCAGGGAAGCAGGAGCUACCUGUGGGAGGCAGUGGAUCCCAGGCUGGUACAUGGGGCUGCAGAGCUCCACAUCACCCAUGUAUAUCAAGGGCAGCCAUCCUGCUCUCCUAUUCCCCCAGCUCCCGGUUUUGCUUUGCUAUUAAGUUAUUGCCACCCCUCAGGGACAAGCCUGCACGAAGGCAGAGGGCUCACAUAGCUAUGCAUCAGUAAAGGAAGCAGCUCAAUUAGCAUUUCACACGCCUUUUCUUCCCUCUCUUCUUACCUUCCCUGCAGCGGGCAUGCUUUCCCCUUAAAGGAUUGUCCUGUUUCUGCUCCUUGCCAGCGUUGGCAGGGUGACAGUAGUCGAGUGUGCAAACUUGUGCUAUUGUCCCCAGGCCAGGGGGAGUCAUGGAGACCCACUAAUAUGACACAGGAAAAUGUUUGCUGAUGGCAAUUCUAUGGGCUUUGUCUAACUCUUUCUCCAUCAUGACGACUCGAUUUAAGUCUCUAACUGUUUGACUACAGAUGCAAGAGUACUAUCCAACUCCAUCCUUUUGUCCGGGUAGUUUGAAUGGGUAAUUCAGCUUUUGUGUAACUCAAUUGAGGGGGCAAACAUAAAGACAAGAUUCUUGAGCGCUCAAGCUCCCUUUCCAUGGAUAUCUGCACAUCUCUUUAGAGAUUUGUUCCUUUCCUACCUUUUUCUGACAUCAUCCUCCCCUUAAAAAAAAAGUCUCUGAUGGGGAACGGUUAAAAGUAGGCUAGCCUGUUUCCCCGUAUUACAUUGUCCUGUGCCAAUGAAGCAUGGUCAGUAUCAGCCCCCAGACAGCUUCAGGGAGUGCAUAGAAAAGGGUGCCUAAACUUUCCUAACUCAUCGUCGGCACUUUUCCUUUGGAUUGUGCCUUUAAAAAAGAAAGGCCUUGGUAGGGGUGAAGAGGAUAGGGGAGAAUGGUAGAAAUCGCGGGGAAAUGAUUGUAUUUAUUAGCUGUCUUUCUGUGGCUGUCCCCAUGGUGACAAUUUGUGAUGGCAAAGAAUGUGAGAAGGGGAGGCUGAUGCCUGAUUGGGAUGCUUUGUAUUUGGCAAAGUGGCUCCUGAUUGGUCUGAGAGAGCCCCGAACUCAGCAGAGUCGAUAUUCAUUCAGCUUGCUCAAGUGCUCGCUCAACUGCCUCCACACACACCGGCUGCCUCCGUUGGGCCUGGCAGUGUGUAACCUGCCUAACAAGAUUAGCAGGAAGGGGCUCUUCUUCACCAGCACCCACCGGAAAGCCCCAGCGUGCCGGGUGAGUGUCCGCGCUUGCUUGCAGGGACACGAGAGCAGCUGCCUUGGCUUCUUCUUCCCACCUAUGCCUCACCUAAUGAGAUUAAGUGAGCAGCCCUGUGCCGGGGCAGUGCUGCGGGGCUGCAGGUGCAUGGCAGCCUGCCUGCACAAAGGUGAGCUGGCGGACAACCUGUAUGCUUAGCUGAGAAGUUUGACAUCUUCUCUCCACCUCCUGCAGUGUUCUUGAUGCUUUUUGAAUGCAGGCUUCACACUCUGAGUCUGCCCACCGUGUCUUGCAGGUUGGCCAAGGCUUGCCUGAAACGGAUUAUAAACAUUUAAUGGGAAAUUCUGCACAGCACAUCUAGUGAAAUGGCAUCGGACAGCGAGGUAAAAACCCUGCUGAACUUUGUCAACCUGGCCUCUAGUGACAUCAAGGCAGCCCUGGAUAAAUCUGCUCCCUGCCGCCGGUCGGUGGACCACAGGAAAUAUUUGCAGAAGCAGCUGAAGCGUUUUUCUCAGAAGUACUCACGGGUGCCACGGUGCCACCCUGCCAAGCCCCUGGAAUGUGGCCCACGCCGUGGAGCAGAGGACAGGGCCCGCAGCUGCCAGCCUGAGAUGCCCGACCCUGGCCCCCUCAGUGGGGCUGCCACUGAGAAGGUGCUGCAGGCAGCCGAGACGGAGGAGAGCCUGGUGGGGGAGCAGGCUGUGCCAGAGCAAAACCCUGAGGUCAACAGGCCAGACCAGGUGCCCAUGAGGAAACGACAGCUUCCUGCCUCCUUCUGGGAAGAGCCGCGGCCGCCACAGAGCCUCCCUGCCAGGGGCUUCCACCCGGGCCCCGAGGGGCUACCAGUCCCCAGGGACCCUCCUCCCUUUGAGGGGAAGAAAAGCAAAAGGAACCAAGACAGUAUUGGACCUGAGAGUCAUGAGCCUGCCCUGAAUGCAGGGGAGAAAGACGCCACUGGCGUACUCUCAGGCCAGGUGGGUGCCUGGACCUGCUGCCCCUUCCCCUGCCCUGGGCCAGCUGUUUACCAACCCCCUGGAACGCUGCAUCCAUCGCCUUUCCCAGGGCUAGGGCUGUGGAGGAAGGGCACUGCCACACUGCCAGCCGAGGCACAGCCCUUCUGCAAGGAGGCAGAGGGCACAGGACAGAAACUCUACAGGCCUGUGGUUUUGAAACCCAUCCCUACCAAGCCUACCAUCCCUCCACCGAUUUUCAAUGUUUUUGGCUACCUUUAGCCAGAGGAAAGGGCCAGAGUGUGUGACACUGGACAGAACAACCCCUUAGAGGGAGUUGAGCAUCAGGUUGGCCAAUGGGCACAAGGAGCUGGUCGUGUGCGGAAGGAGCUUCCAUCCAGAGAUGGUAUUGGCCCCUGUACAGGCUGGAGUGAAUUAGUAACUGUACAGCUUCCAUCUUCUCCUCCCAUGCAGGUAAAAAUCAGGAAUAAGCCCUAUGAAUCUGGUGGUAUGGCAUGUGUGGCAAAUCAGACCUUUUUUAUGGAAGCACACUGUUGGAGCCAUGGCAAGCAGGGCUCAGCCACUCGCAAUUUCGCUGCAAUUGUAACACCUCGGAGACCUCUUCCAUGUGGGAGCAUCUUCCCGGGUUGCCCUGCAGGCACAGCACUGAAAUGAAAUGAAUUAAACUCACUGAAACUGUUUUUAUACAUUUAAGUAAUUCCGGAGAAGUCAAGAUAUUCAGGUCACUUCCUUUUGCGUGCAAGAGACUGGAAGGACAGUAUUUAAUGUGGAAACUACAUUUGUGAAUUGAUUUAAGCUCUUCUUGUGUGUAAAUACUAAGAGAAUUGAAAGAAAAA
Meleagris gallopavo (turkey) is the source of this 5449-nucleotide messenger RNA. Lineage: Eukaryota; Metazoa; Chordata; Aves; Galliformes; Phasianidae. The record is from RefSeq and is a predicted model, not a curated record.